AUGGCUGCUCUACAGAAUGGGUUACUUCCUUUACCUGACGUUUCGUUCUCUCAUAAGCUCAACAGCUUCCAACGCCAGACACCCAUUUUCAGAUUUCAAACCCCAGCGGCUACUUUUAAUGGGUUCAACGCCGCAACGCAAAGAUACCCAGAAGGCCAGCUUGCUUCAAUCGCCAGCAGAACCACCAACCAUUUUAUUUCAAGCUCAGAAAUUGACACUGACAUUGAUCAGUGUCUUUCGCUGCUGAAGAGUAACUGCUUGUCUGAUUGCAGACAAGUCCAUGCUCAAGCUGUGAAGAUCAACGCUUUUGAGUCUAAUAGUUUGAUUGGAAAUAAGCUGGCCAUUCUUUACUCGAAGAAGACGGGGUCUCUGGAAGUUGCCCGUAAGUUGUUCGAUGAGAUUCCUGAAAGAACUGUACCUGCUUAUGCGGCGCUGAUAGGGGCGUUUUGUAGGUCGGAGCAGUGGGAAGAUCUUUUUUCAGUGUUUGGGUUAAUGGUUGAUGAGGGGAUGCUACCAAAUAAAUACUUGGUACCCACGAUUCUCAAAGCCUGUUCCGCGAUACAAAAGUUUAGGAUUGCGAAAAUGAUUCAUGGGUAUGUGAUUAGGAAAGAAUUGGAGUGGGACGUUUUUGUUGGAAAUGCACUUAUUGACGUGUAUGCAAACUGUGCAGAUUUGAGACUAUCAAGAAGUGUUUUUGAUACGAUGAAGGAAAGAGAUGUAGUUUCGUGGACUGCCCUUAUUUCAGCUUACAUGGAUGGAGGCCACAUGGAUGAGGCAAAGGAGAUCUUUCGUUCCAUGCAGUUGAAUGGAGUGGAGCCUGAUUUGAUUUCUUGGAAUGCAGUUGUAUCAGGCUUUGCACGGAAUGGAGAGAUUGGCUUGGCCCUGUUAUCUUUGGAAGCAAUGCAAGAGAGAGGGCUCAAGCCAAGGGUUAAUUCUUGGAACGGAAUGAUCUCCGGUUGUGUUCAAAAUGGAUAUUUCAAAGAUGCUUUGGACGCAUUCAGUAAUAUGUUAUGUUUUCCGGAGGAUCCAAAUUUUGUUACAAUUGCAAGUAUCCUACCAGCUUGUGCAGACUUGAAAGAUCUGAAUUUAGGCAGGGCUAUUCAUGGAUAUGCUCUCAAAUGUGAGCUUGAUAACAACAUUCAUGUGGAAGGAUCAUUAAUUGAUAUGUAUUCCAAAUGUGGGUGGACAGAUUAUGCAGAACAAGUUUUUGUCAAGGCAGAGAAUCAAAACACUGCUAUGUGGAAUGAGAUGAUUGCAGCUUAUGUGAAUAAGGGUAAAAUGAAGAAGGCAUUAGGGCUUCUUAGAUUGAUGGAAAAUAAAGGAUUAAGACCUGAUGUGAUAACCUACAACACAUUGCUUGCUGGGAAUGCAAGAAAUGGGCAAAAGAAGGAGGCAUAUGAGUUGCUGUCUGAGAUGGUCCGGAUGGGUUUCAAGCCGGAUAUUGUAUCUUUUAAUGUUCUGAUUUCUGGUUUUCAACAAUCUGGGCUUAGUUAUGAAGCUCUUAAAUUGUUCCAGACCAUGCAAUCCAAUUACCACUUUCUUAAUCAGGCGCUCAUUCUGUCGACUCGACCAAACUCCGUCACAGUUACCGGUGCUCUUGCAGCAUGUGCUGAUCUCUAUUUCUUGCGCCAAGGGAAGGAGAUCCAUGGAUACACAUUGAGGAAUGGGUUGGAGUCUAACAUCUAUGUCUCAACUUCUUUGGUUGACAUGUACACAAAAUGCCGGAAUAUGGGUUUUGCAACUGAAGUGUUCAGGAGAAUAGAGGACAGAAACACAAUUUGUUGGAACGUUUUACUUGCAGGCAAUGUCAGCAAUGGGCAGCUGGAAGAGGCUCUUCAACUGUUUAAUGAGAUGCUGCUGGAAGGCCUCAAACCAAGCUCGAUUACAUUUUUGAUUCUUCUCUCUGCGUGUAGUGAUGCGGCAGCUCUUAGAGUAGGGAGAGAACUUCAUGGAUACAUCAUAAAGAAUCAGUUUGAAGUCCUCAAAAAUAGUAGUAUUGGAAGUGCUUUGAUUGGUAUGUAUGCCAAGUGCGGUUCAAGUUAG
Corylus avellana is the source of this 2043-nucleotide messenger RNA. Its product is annotated as pentatricopeptide repeat-containing protein At1g19720-like. The record is from RefSeq and is a predicted model, not a curated record. Gene Ontology annotation, biological process: RNA modification. NCBI's taxonomy places the organism in Eukaryota, Viridiplantae, Streptophyta, Magnoliopsida, Fagales, Betulaceae. Gene Ontology annotation, molecular function: RNA binding; protein binding.